AUGUCUUCGACCACUUUGAUGACGUUUCUGCUUGUCCUCAGCCCUCAUAUCAAAUCCGUCAAGCUCUUAGGCUCAUGGGAUAAUUUCUCCAAGCCCUAUUAUAUGGAGAGGGACAGACGCAUCGGCUCAGGCCACUGGAGGGGCUGCCACACAUUCACCGAUAUCAUAUGCGAUGGGUCUCCAACUAACAUCGGUCCCGCACGCUCCGGUGGGCUCAAAAUGGGAGGCACCUACUGGUAUUAUUACUUGCUCGAUGACGACGUGGAAUAUUACAACGAGGCAGAGCCUGUGACAUCGCAGUGUCCUUUCCUUCCCGGUCAACCGGUCAAUGUCCUUCACGUUCCCAUCAUCCUGCCGGACACAAUUCCGACUCACACUCGUGAGAGAAGCUGUAGCUCCAACAAGUCUGACCAGCGAACUAUGAACCCCGAGGACAAGUAUAUGAAUCCUCGGCGCCCUCCCAAGCCCAAACUUCCUCGCCUUCGGACGUCGCCUCCACUUUUACAGCAACCGACUCCCGCUUGGUCUUUCAACGCCUCCCCCCUGGGCAUUGUUACUCACAAGACAUCCUCUCAACCCGGUAGUGCCACAUCCAAUGCUCGAAAACAGAAUUGCAAAGCUGCCCGAUCUGUAUCUCCUCCAAGAUCUCGAGGUCUGCGAGCUGCCUUCCGACAUUGGAAUGCAUCCUCGCCCGAGUUGAGCGUCCCCACUGAUCAAAGCACAGGCAAUAUGCCCGGCUUUGGAGCUCGUGAACAUGCGUCGUCGCAUAGUGAGGGCUAUGAGGACUUGUAUAGACCUCGUUCGCGUGGAGGCUGGAAGCAGCCCAUGUAUGAAACCGAAAUAUCUCGUCACUGCAUGGCAAACGACCCCUGGAUACCUGCUCCGGCUGAAUCUCAUGACGGCGCGCCCUUCUCAAUUCAAGAACGGCGCGCCAUGAACCCCACAUAUAACGAGCAAACACCGCGCAGAAUUCCUCUCACUUUACAAACGAAUCCGGGGUCCGCGACUCCUCGCGGCCAACGCAGCCCCAGGAGACAUUCUCGUACCGCCCAGGGGUCUUCUGUGAGCUCCUGUCCUUACCUAGGGACUGCGACCGUUGCAAUGCCAGCGGAGCUCGACGCUACAACACCGACUCCGUUCACAUUCAAGGAAAAGAGGCUCCCAACGCUGCCCAAUACACCGUCGUCGGUCAUGGACGAGGCACUGCGCGACCUUGAUGACCGGGAAAGGGCACUGGAUACCGAGAAUUUCGAAAGUCACUUCUCGGAUUUCAGUGCAACGGAGGAUUCCAUCGACUCCCCGUGCGAACAAAGCCGCUUUUCCGAAUGGAGUACGGACACGGAAUUGGUCUCUCCUGAGUCAAUGACAUCUUCUUUAACAUUCAAUAAUGACUCUCAGACGCCCUCUAUCAUUGACCGACUGGAAGUUCCGGACCUCGUCGACCACUGCACGGUCAACGAAACCAGCGAUCCCGACACCCCCCACUUGACCGUGGCUUCCAAGCCCUCGCCUACCACCCUCGGUGGCGAUUCUCCCCGCUUCGAUCUGCCCCCACCUCGCUUGACCAUCACCUUGUCUCCAUCCGAUCUUGAUGUUUCUGGCCUGUGUAUUCACGACGAUGAUCAUGUGGAAACCAACCCCAAACGACAUGCCGCCUUUUUUGGUGGAAUGGACCCGGUCGAAGCUCUAGGGAUUGCCAAAAGCCCCGAGGCCGGCACGGUCAACUUCUCUGACGCGGUGAAAACUGACAUGUUUUCAAUGAUCGAUGGGCGCCCGGCUACGGCUGAGAAUAGUCACCGCGGCUCCAGACGAGCGACCGUUGCCAGCCAGUCUGCAACAAUGCAAGAAAUGAUUGAUGAACUGAGUUAUUUGAAGAAUAUGAUUCAGUCUGGAAGUACGGGGGAUAUCUAA
Messenger RNA from Aspergillus melleus, 1911 nucleotides. RefSeq lists its product as uncharacterized. The coding region runs from base 1 to 1911 and encodes 636 amino acids. The record is from RefSeq and is a predicted model, not a curated record. The transcript is spliced from 3 exons. NCBI's taxonomy places the organism in Eukaryota, Fungi, Ascomycota, Eurotiomycetes, Eurotiales, Aspergillaceae.